This is a messenger RNA of Dimorphilus gyrociliatus, 2681 nucleotides long. The record is from the annotation of a GenBank genome assembly. NCBI's taxonomy places the organism in Eukaryota, Metazoa, Annelida, Polychaeta, Dinophilidae.
AUAUACUAAUAGAAUCAACAGGAGAGUUUUAACGUUAAAAUUAAUUUUGAUGAAAUCUUCAAGUAUACAGUGAGUUUUAAAAUGGGAGAAAUCAAUAUCUUUUGAUAAAAAGAAAAUUCUUGCUGUUAUUGAUUUGUAAAUAACAUAAGCACAGGGAUAUUGUGUUACGUAAUCUGGAUUUCCUUACCAAAUUAGUAAAUUGAGUUCCCAAAUAAUCAGAAGUCUUCAAAUAAUUUAGAAACAGACGGUAAGUUCCAAAAGAUUUACUCAAAUCGGGUAAAAGUGUGUACAACCUAAAUGACAUUAUAAAACUAUAUUGAUUUUCUACUACCUGCAAACGUGACUGCAAAACUGCAAAAUUUUUUCAGGUGCGUUACUUAGGUAUGGGUAGUUCUCCGAGUCAGAUUCAACUACCAGAUAAUGUACAGAUCAUUUCAAGAAGUUCCGAUGGUUCGUCAAGCAGAUCUAAGGGAUUUAAAGAAGUAGAAAUUACUUCUAGCGAUAAAGGAUCUACUUCACAGGCAUCAAAUCGGCCGAAAACGUCAAAAUGGCAAUCUCAUCUUGACGAGGUAACGGACGGACAAGACUAUAAUGAAAUUCUGGCAAAGCACGGAGUAUCUCUCAAUGAAAAUUCAAAUGCAAAAGAUUAUCCAGAAGAUGAACUUGUUAUGGAAACUUUUUAUCAUAAUUCGGGAACUAGCUAUUCUUGUAUUUACCAAUCUGGACAGAGAUAUUAUCUCGAUUCUUGGGAAACUAUGGACUGGCAACCAUUUCCUAACGAAUGGUAUGAGGAAGGUGUACUUGUCACUGAACAAGAGCAGGCUCCAGGACAGGUUGCAGGAGGUAUGGGAGACGAUCGCGAGGGUAGCUUAGACCAUCCGGAUAGAGGAAAAUUAUCAACAUAUCUCUUCGAGGAAAGUCGAAAUGUUCACUACUGGUACGACGAUACUAGUGGAACGUGGAUAAAAAUGCCAUUAUCUUGGGAAUUAAGAUCGGAAAUAGUAAGCAAGCUGUUAAAUCCUGUAGAAGAAGCAGUACCUGAAUGGAAGGACAAACACGAUAUGCUGGCAGCGCUCAGAGCAAGUAAUUACGAUCCUCAUGAUACCAUAGCAACUUACAUGGCUGCGGGCGAAGCGGGUCAUAUUCAAGCUCUAAAAAAUGAUGAGGAUGCAAAGAUUCUCAAAGAAAAGGAAGGAAAAGUAAUAGAAUUAACAACGAAAUUUAAAAAAUUGAAACGACGAUACGAUAAACAAGGUCAAGAACUUGAAGAACAAAAAAAAGAACGAAAAAAUGCUGAAGACCUAAUUGCACAGUUACGUGACCGUGUUAGUACUUUGGAGGCGGAGAGAUCGUCAACUAUAGCUCAAUUAGAAGCUUUUCAACAAAGUUCGAAAGGUAGAAGAGGUUCUAUAAAAUCCGAGGCUGGCUUACAUCCUGAUGUGGCAAAGGCUUUGAAGAAAGUUGUUACCCAACUUCAUAAAGAACACGUUGAACUAAGAAUAGAGGCCGUAAGAAAUUUCCAGAAGAUGGAUGAAUUGAUAAAACAGGCAAGAGCUGGAUCUACAAAAUUAGCGUUAGCUAAUCAAGGAUCCAGUGAAGAAGUUGAUGAGCUUCGAGAUUUAUAUAGAAGAGAAUGUUUGCAAAGAAAGCUUCUAUAUAACAAAUUGCAGGAGAUGAGAGGAAAUAUUAGAGUAUUCUGUAGAUGCAGACAUGACGACAAUUCUUUGUGCUGUCUGGACUUUGGCAGAGACAACGAAAUUUCUACAGGUGGAAAGAAGCCGUAUUCUUUCGACAAAGUAUUUGAGCCGACCUCCAAACAAGAAGAAGUUUUUGAAGAAGCUAAACCGAUUAUUACUUCGUGUAUUGAUGGUUAUAAUGUAUGCAUAAUAGCUUAUGGGCAAACAGGAUCUGGUAAGACUUACACGAUGAUGGGUCCACCAGAGGAUCCUGGAGUCAAUGUACGCUCAGUUAAAGAAUUGUUAAAUAUUUGUUCUGAAAAGACUAGUGUUGAUUUUACAUUAAAAGCAUCCAUGAUGGAGAUUUAUAAUGAAACUGUUCAUGACCUUUUAUCAGAUGAUCUGCAACAAUUAGAAAUCCGCGCUAAAGGCAAUAAGAUUACUAUUCCAGGUUUAUCGGAAAUGUUUGUAGAAUCAAUGGAGGAUAUAGAACACAUAAUGGAUCUUGGAGAUCAGAAUAGAAGUGUUGCCAGUACCAAGAUGAAUUCUCACAGUUCAAGAUCACACUUGAUAUUUACUAUAACAAUUGAAGGUAGGGAUAAAGUUUCAGGGUCAGUGACCACAGGACAAUUGACCCUCUGCGACUUGGCUGGAUCAGAGAGAGUUUCCAAAACUGAGGCUACUGGUCAACGUCUAAUCGAAGCAGCUGCAAUAAACAAAUCAUUAACGUCCCUAGGACAAGUCUUUACAGCAUUGAGAAAUGGCCAACUUCACAUUCCUUAUCGAAAUUCUAAGCUAACUCACGUUUUACAACCGUGCUUGGGAGGGGACGCUAAAGCGUGUCUGUUUGUUACAGUUUCACCUGCAGAGAGGAAUUUAAGCGAAACAAACUCAACUAUGACCUUUGGCUCCAAUGCUCGCCAAGUUGCUUUAGGCGAGGCUAAACGAAACGUGAAGAAAGUUCCUGCAUCAAGUGCGUGGGGUUUGGAUAGCGAUAGCGAUUAG